CAUGGCGGCCGCCCAGAACAAGCCGGACAACACGGCCUUCACCCAGCAGCGCCUCCCGGCCUGGCAGCCGCUGCUGUCGGCGGGCACGGCGCUGCCGCUCUUCUUCUGCGCGGGCCUGGCCUGCCUGGCGGUGGGGCUGGGGCUGCACUUCUCCUCGGACACCAUCCGCGAGCUGGAGCUCGAUUACACCGGGGCGCCGGGCAGCGGCCACAACUGCUCCCGCUGCGCCAACGCCAGCCUGGCCGGGGCCGGGGGCUGCACCUGCUCGCUGCGCUUCGAGCUGCCCGAGCGCUUCCCGGGACCCGUGUGCCUCUACUACCAGCUCUCCAACUACUACCAGAACCACCGGCGCUACAGCGUCUCCCGCGACGACCGGCAGCUCAGCGGGGACGCCUCGGGGCUGAGCAACCCAGCCACGGAGUGCAGCCCCUUCCGCACGGACCCCCGGGGCAUCCCCAUCGCCCCCUGCGGGGCCAUCGCCAACAGCCUCUUCAACGACACCUUCGCCCUCUACCACCUGGCCAACGGCACCUUCUACCCCGUGCCCCUGGACAACCGAGGCAUCUCCUGGUGGACCGACUCCAACAUCAAGUUCAGCAACCCCGAACUCAUCAAUGGCAGUCUGGAAACCGCCUUCAAGGGCACAACCAAGCCCCCCAACUGGCCUCAUGCUGCCUACAUGCUGGACAUGGGCAACCUCAACAAUACCGGCUUCAUCAACGAGGACUUCAUCGUGUGGAUGCGCACUGCAGCUCUGCCUACCUUCCGCAAGCUCUACCGCCGCGUGCAUGAGGGCAACUUCUCCUCUGGCCUGCCCCAAGGCACCUACCGCCUCGACAUCACCUACAACUACCCCGUCCUCUCCUUCCAGGGCACCAAGAAGGUCAUCUUCAGCACUGUUUCCUGGAUGGGUGGCAAGAACCCCUUCCUGGGCAUUGUCUACUUGAUCUUCGGCUCCGCCUGCAUUCUCACUGGCUUUGUCAUGCUGGCUGUGCAUAUCAAGUUCCAGAAACAAAACCAAAUGGAUGUGGAAUAGAGAGAUGAGCUUCAGAUUCAAAGUUUGAUGACAUUUGGACUUCAACUUCCUCCAGACUUUGCUGCUAGCAUCCAGGCCUUAUCCUUCUCUUUCACUGUUAUAAUUCUGAUCUCAGUGGGUUUGCUGUCAACUCUCACCAGUGUAAGUGAGAGCAGAAUUGGGCCUUCCAUGUCUGUAAUGGGCUGAAUGAAAACCUCCUUCUCCUUGCCACAAAACUAUGGGAAAGUUCAAAUCUGAUUAAAACUCUACAGCUCCAACUUAUUCAGACUGAGCAUCACUUGGUGUAUAUAUGUGUGCACUUAAAGGAUCACUGUCAGAUUUUCUUUUUGCAUAACACAAUUACCAAUGUUUCUAAUGACAUGACAAACUUUUUUUUUUUUUUUGAGUGGAAGAAUUUUAACCUGUUCCUCUUCUUACACCCUUUUCCUCUGGGUUUAACUUCUGUUUUUCUAGCCUCUUUCUACCAGUGAAAGUGAAGCUUGCUAGUUUCUGUUUAUUGAUGUAGUCAAUUGCAUAUUCAGGUUACCAUGCAUUAGCACAAUGGCCUGCUGUUUGAAUUGCAAACUUUGAAGUGGAUUGUCUUUAAAAUCUAAUAGUAUCAUUUAAUAAUCUUAACAUUUCCAUUAGGUCUGACAGGCCCCAAAUACAGG
Messenger RNA from Chelonoidis abingdonii (Abingdon island giant tortoise), 1686 nucleotides. RefSeq names its product transmembrane protein 30B (gene CDC50B). Lineage: Eukaryota; Metazoa; Chordata; Testudines; Testudinidae. The record is from RefSeq and is a predicted model, not a curated record. Gene Ontology annotation, cellular component: Golgi apparatus; endoplasmic reticulum; plasma membrane. Gene Ontology annotation, biological process: phospholipid translocation.